This is a messenger RNA of Hansenula ciferrii, 1689 nucleotides long. Its product is annotated as GABA-specific permease. The transcript has a single exon. The coding region runs from base 1 to 1689 and encodes 562 amino acids. Gene Ontology annotation, molecular function: transmembrane transporter activity. Gene Ontology annotation, biological process: transmembrane transport; amino acid transport. The record is from RefSeq and is a predicted model, not a curated record. Gene Ontology annotation, cellular component: membrane. NCBI's taxonomy places the organism in Eukaryota, Fungi, Ascomycota, Saccharomycetes, Phaffomycetales, Wickerhamomycetaceae.
AUGGGUGAAUCAAUUAUACAGGCGAAAUCAUCAGCACUAGAACCACACAGAACAGUGGCCAGUAGAGUUACUGGGAACAUGAAUCAUAUCAAUGCUAGAGAAGUAACAAAUGCUGAAGAUUUAUUAGCAGAAAUUGGUUAUAAACAAGAAUUGAAAAGAACAUAUACCACAUUCCAAGUCUUUGGUGUUGCAUUUUCUAUUAUGGGAUUACUACCUUCAAUUGCAACUGUGUUAGCAACAGGUUUAGUCACAGGUCCAGUAGGAUUAAUAUGGGGUUGGUUUGCUGUUGGAUUCUUCAUAUUGGCUGUUGGUAUUGCAAUGGCUGAGUUAGCUAGUGCUAUUCCAACUUCUGGGGGUCUUUAUUAUUGGACAUAUUAUUACGCACCUCCAAAAUAUAAGGCAUUUUUAUCAUUCAUGAUUGGUAUAACGAAUUCAUUAGGAUUAGCAGGUGGUGUUUGUUCAAUUACAUAUGGAUUUGCGCAACAAUUACUUACUGCAGUUUAUUUUGGACUUGAUGGUGAUUUUGAUAUUACAAAUUAUACUGUUUUUGGUGUUUAUGCUGCUGGAAUAGCUGCUGAAUUAUUAGUUACUUGUAUGAGUACCAAAUCCAGUGCAAAAUUACAAUCAUUAUCAAUAAUAUGUAAUGUUGGCUUAAUAAAUUUAUUUUUGAUUGCAUUACCAAUAGGUACAAAAGUUAAUAGUCACUUCAACGAUGCAAAAUUCAUUUUUGGUAAGUUUGAAAACACAAGUGAUUGGCCAUCAGGUUGGGCUUUCUUUCAGUUUGGUUUUAUGCCUGCUAUUUGGACCAUUGGUGCGUUUGAUUCAACUGUUCAUAUGGCUGAAGAAUCUAAAACUCCAUCAAGAAGUAUUCCAAUUGGAAUUAUUGCAUCAAUUACCGCUUGUUGGUUAGGUGGUUUCAUUAUUUGUAUUGUUAUUUGUGCAUGUAUGUCUACAGAUAUUAAUGAAAUUGUUAAUACAGCUACAGGUCAACCAUUAAUGUUUAUAAUUUAUUCAAAUAUGGGUAAAAAAUGGGCUGUUGCGUUUUCUGCUUUAACUGCAUUUUGUCAAUUUUUAAUGGGUGCUAGUACAUUAACUGCAAUAUCAAGACAAGUUUGGGCAUUUGCUAGAGAUGAUGGAUUACCAUUUUCAAAUUGGACAAAAUAUGUUGACAAAAAACUUCAAGUUCCAAUCAAUGCUUCUGUUACAAGUGCAAUUGCUUCUUUAUUAUUAGGGCUUUUAAUGUUAGCAGGUCCUGUUGCUGCGAAUGCAUUGUUUUCAAUUAGUGUUAUUUGUGGUAAUGUUGCUUAUGCUACACCUCAAGUUUUAAGAUUCACAAGUGGAAAACACCUUUUCACACCUGGUGUUUUCUAUAUCGGUAAGAUUCUUUCACCAAUCAACAUGGUAAUCACUACUUUAUAUCAAGUAUUUGUUAUCAUAUUUGCAAUGUUCCCAGAUAGUAUCAGUGUUGGAGGUGCAUCUGAAAUGAAUUAUGCUGUUGUCAUCAAUUGUGGUCUAUGGAUACUUGGGGCAAUCUAUUUUGUUGUUUAUAAGCAUAAGUCAUAUCAUGGUCCUAAAUCAAACUUGGAGGAUGAUAAUGUUGAUUCCUUUGAUGAUGUUAGCUUUCAUGAGGGUGAAGCUGUUGAUCAAAGCUCUUCUGAUAAUGCUAUUACAAAGGGAGAUAAUAUAUAG